UAAACAACACACACCAUGUUUUCUCCAUCUCUACUGCUCCUGCUGGCAGCUGCUUCCUAUGUGCAUGUUGAGGAACUGACUCAGCCUGCUUCCAUGACAGUCCAGCCAGGCCAGAGUCUCUCCAUCCACUGCAAGGUUUCAUAUUCAGUUACUAGUUAUUAUUCAUAUUGGAUUCAACAACCUGCAGGACAAACUCUGGAGUGGAUUGGAUACAUCUGUCGUGAUGGGAGUACAUAUUACAGUGAGAAACUGAAAACCAAGUUCAGCAUCUCCAGAGACACUGCUACUAACACAAUAACAAUUCAAGGACAGAAUCUGCAGACUGAAGGUACAGCUGUGUAUUACUGCGUGAGAUACACACAAGUGGAUUUGUGUCACUGUGACUACGCUUUUGACUACUGGGGAAAGGGAACGACGGUCACCGUUACUUCUGCAGUGCCAAGCGCGCCGAAGUCCCUGUUUCCCGUGUGGCAGUGCGGCUCGUCCCCGGACGGUUACGUCACUCUGGGCUGCAUCACGAGCGAUUUGGCCACCGCCGACGGACUGAGCUUCAAAUGGACGGAUGCGAGCGGGAGCGCGCUGACUGACUUCGUGCAAUACCCGGCGGUGCGCGCGACCGGAGGCUUCACCUCGGUGAGCAACGCGCGCGUCAAGGCUGCCGACUGGGACCAGAGCAAGAAGUUCACGUGCGAAGUGAAAAAUAGCCUCGGUUCCAAAGAAGCGACCUUACAAAAGAUAGCUCAGCCUGUGACUGAGCCCAACAUCACCAUCAGCAUCACGACAUCAGACGACAUCGUUCGUCUGCUUUGUUGGUUGGAUGGUUUUCGUCCAAAUAAAGUGAAUGUUGAGUGGUACAAGGGAGAGGAGCUGCUCCAAGAGAAAUCGAUCCUGAAAGUAUUCGAAGCAUCCAGCAAAGGAGAAAAGAUGUUUGCUGCACUCUGUGAACUCAGCAUUAAUACAGAGCAAUGGAACGAAGGGACAGAGUUCACCUGUCAGGCCACACACAAUUCCAAGACCUUCAAACAAACAUGGAGCAAGUGUAAAGCUCAUCCGACAUCCAAACCGCUGAUACGUCUGGAGAAACCUCGUCUCGUGUCAGUAUUGACAGAUUCAGAAGUAACAGUCUCCUGUGUUGUUGAGACUAUGUUCAACAUCCAAGUGUCAUGGCUUGUAGAUGGAAAGAAAAAGAAGGACAAGACGAGCACAAAAGAGACGAGACUGGGCAAGACGGUCAGCAAUCUGACCAUCUCUACAGCAGACUGGAAAACCGUGCAGAAAAUCACAUGCAUCGCUAAACAUCCAUGUUUCAACAAAGUAGAGGAGACAAUCGAUACUACAGAACCUGUGCAGAGAACUCCGACAGUGGUGAUCAGGAGGAUCCUUACAGACGGAGAGAAGGGAGACAGCGCGGUGCUGGUGUGUGCCGCAAGAGAUCUGCCCUCUGGUGAGCUCGCCAUCACCCUCCAGGCCAACGAAGCCAAGCUCUCUGAUGCUCAGUAUGUGGACCUGCCCAAAGGCCAGGAUACUCUGACUGCACGUUUCACUGUUUCCAAAACGACACAAUCCAAAGACCAACGUUACACCUGUCAGAUUCAGCAAAGCAGUACCAAUAAGUGGGAGUCCAAUUCUACAGGAAACAUUUUUGGUGACCCUUCAGUGGAACUUUCAGUUGUUUCCACUGUGGAUAAAUCUGCAUCGAAGACACAGAAACUUCUUUGCUCUGGAACUGGACUUAACCCAAAGAUCAAGUGGCUCCCCAAAUCUGUGUUGAAUGAUCUCCGUGAAGUAACGGUGCAAGCAGACGGGCGUGUGAAAGUGUCCAGUGAGAUAUCGCUUCCACAGCAGGAGUGGAAUAAUGGAGGGGAAUUUACGUGUGAGGUCAGCGAUCAGGAUCACAAACCUGUUCAGAAGAGCACCAGUGUCUGUGCAGUGACUCCAGCUUCUGCUCUGAUGGCACAGGUUUACCUGUUGGGUCCCUCCAUAAGUGAUACGAGAGCCAAGGAUUUGGUCCCCGUCACCUGUCUGCUGUUGGGCCGCAGGCUCAAGGACUUCUCCAUUAUUUGGAAAGUAGGAAAGGACAAUUACUCUCAGAAUGCGAUCACGCAAACUCCUAAAGAGCACAGCAACGGAACACAGAGCGUCCAAAGUAUUCUCAAUGUUCCGGCUGCAGAGUGGGAAAAAGACACAACUGUUUCCUGUGAGGUGAAACAUCUCUGUUCCAAGAACGCACAGCAACACGACAUCUCGAAAACCAGAGCUCAGCCUGUGACUGAGCCCAACAUCACCAUCAGCAUCAUGACAGCAGACAACAUCGUUCAUCUGCUUUGUUGGUUGGAUGGUUUUCGUCCGAAAGAAGUAAAAGUCGAGUGGUACAAGGGUGAGGAGCUACUCCAAGAGAAAUCGACCCUGAAAGUAUUCGAAGCAUCCAGCAAAGGAGAAAAGAUGUUUGCUGCACUCUGUGAACUCAGCAUUAAUACAGGGCAAUGGAACGAAGGGACAGAGUUCACCUGUCAGGCCACACACAAUUCCAAGACCUUCAAACAAACAUGGAGCAAAUGUAAAGCUCAUCCGACAUCCAAACCGCUGAUACGUCUGGAGAAACCUCGUCUCGUGUCAGUAUUGACAGAUUCAGAAGUAACAGUCUCCUGUGUUGUUGAGACUAUGUUCAACACCCAAGUGUCCUGGCUUGUAGACGGAAAGGAAAAGAAGGACACGAUGAGCACAGAGGAGACGAGACUGGGCAAGACGGUCAGCAAUCUGACCAUCUCUACAGCAGACUGGAAAACCAUGCAGAAAAUCACAUGCAUCGCUAAACAUCCAUGUUUCAACAAAGUAGAGGAGAUAAUCAAUACUACAGAACCUGUGCAGAAAACUCCGACAGUGGUGAUCAGGAGGAUUCUUACAGACGGAGAGAAGGGAGACAGCGCGGUGCUGGUGUGUGCCGCAAGAGAUCUGCCCUCUGGUGAGCUCGCCGUCACUCUCCAGGCCAACGAAGCCAAGCUCUCUGAUACUCAGUAUGUGGACCUGCCCAAAGGCCAGGACACUCUGACUGCACGUUUCACUGUUUCCAAAACGACACGAUCCAAAGACCAACGUUACACCUGCCAGAUUCAGCAAAGCAGUACCAAUAAGUGGGAGUCCAAUUCUACAGGAAACAUUUUUGGUGACCCUUCAGUGGAACUUUCAGUUGUUUCCUCUGUGGAUAAAUCUGCAUCGAAGACACAAAAACUUCUUUGCUCUGGAACUGGACUUAACCCAAAGAUCAAGUGGCUCCCCAAAUCUGUGCUGAAUGAUCUCCGUGAAGUAACGGUGCAAGCAGAUGGGCGUGUGAAAGUGUCCAGCGAGAUAUCGCUUCCACAGCAGGAGUGGAAUAAUGGAGGGGAAUUUACGUGUGAGGUCAGCGAUCAGGAUCACAAACCUGUUCAGAAGAGCACCAGUGUCUGUGCAGUGACUCCAGUUUCUGCUCCGAUGGCACAGGUUUACCUGUUGGGUCCCUCCAUCAGUGAUAUGAGAGCCAAGGAUUUGGUCCCCGUCACCUGUCUGCUGUUGGGCCGCAGGCUCAAGGACUUCUCCAUUAUUUGGAAAGUAGGAAAGGACAAUUACUCUCAGAAUGCAACCACACAAACUCCUAAAGAGCACAGCAAUGGAACACAGAGCGUCCAAAGUGUUCUCAAUGUUCCGGCUGCAGAGUGGGAAAAAGACUCAACUGUUUCCUGUGAGGUGCAACAUCUCUGUUCCAAGAACGCACAGCAACACAACAUCUCGAAAACCAGAGCCUCUGUGAACAAACAUCCUCCCUCUGUGGAGCUGCUGCAGGGUCGAGAUGAGCUGGUGUGUCUGGUGUACGGUUUCAGCCCGUCAGCCAUUAACAUCACCUGGCUCCUGAACGGUAUGAGUGUACAGCGUGAGGACAACACCAGCAGCUCUGCCAAAGGGCCUGAUGGGAAAUUCAGCAUUAAAAGCCACCUGAAUGUCCAGGCUGCUGAAAGGGCACCUGGAGCCACAUACACAUGCCAUGUCACGCACGUCACUGGCACCAUCAAUCGCAGCAUCUCUAAAACAGAAUUUAUUGAAGAGACGAUAUACUUUGAUGAGAACAAGUCUGAAACUAGCACACUGGAUCAGGCUGAGGAAACUUGGAACAUGGCCUGUGCCUUCAUCAUCCUCUUCGUCAUCUCUCUCGUCUAUGGAUGUUCAGUGACUCUGGUCAAAGUGAAGACGGCAUGAUCAGCUCUUUCAGGCGUCUUUUAGACUCGCGUUUAAUCCUUACAUUAUGUCAUGCUUUAUUGCUGUUU
Messenger RNA from Neoarius graeffei (lesser salmon catfish), 4295 nucleotides. RefSeq lists its product as uncharacterized. NCBI's taxonomy places the organism in Eukaryota, Metazoa, Chordata, Actinopteri, Siluriformes, Ariidae. The transcript is spliced from 16 exons. The record is from RefSeq and is a predicted model, not a curated record. The coding region runs from base 16 to 4227 and encodes 1403 amino acids.